CCUUUUGGGGGGUUCCUCAUUUUGGGGAAGGGUCCCUCCCUUUAAGAGUCUCUCCCUUUUGGGGGUCCCUCAUUUUGGGGAAGGGUCCCCCCUUUAUUUUAAAGUCUCUCCCUUUUGGGGGUCCCCUUUAUUUGGGGGCUCACUCCCCUUUUAGUUUAGGGAUCUGUCCAUUUUACGAGAAACUCUCCUUUUGGGGGUCUCUUCCCUUUGGGGAGCUCCCUCCUUUUUGGGAAGGGCCUUCCCAUUAUUUAGGGGGCUCUAUUGAGAGGAUCUCUAUCUCUUUUGGGGGGGUCUCUCUUUUUUGGUGAAGGGUCCCCCUUUUAUUUUAAGCCUCUCUCCCUCUUGGGGGUCCCUUCUUUUUGGGAAGGGUCUCCCCCUUUAGUUGAGGGGCCUCUUCCUUGAUUGGGGGGAGUGUCUCUUUCUCUCUCUGCUUUUGGGGGGCAUGGAGGGGGUGCCGGGCUUCGAGAAGCCUUUCGGAGGUGUGCUUCCUCCUCCGCCACCAAUGGAUUCGAACCCGGCUUCGAGGAAGAACUUCAGCGUGAGCCACUUGCUGGACCUGGAGGAAGUGGCCGGGAUGAACGGGGGUCCACAGGCCGGAGCUGGGCCCCGGGACGGAGCAGGAGCCCCCCAUGAACAGCCCUCCGGUGGCAGCAGUGGCAGUGAAGAAGGAGGAGGAAGAGGAGGAAGAGGAGGAGGAGGAGAAGGCCUGCAAGAAGGUGACAGCUUGAGUCCGAGCCGCAGUUCAGGGAAGAGGAAGAAGAAGCAGCGGCGAAAUCGCACCACGUUCAACAGCAGCCAGCUCCAGGCCCUGGAGAGGGUCUUCGAAAGGACGCAUUACCCGGACGCCUUCGUGCGUGAGGAGCUGGCGCGGCGGGUGAGCCUCAGCGAGGCACGGGUGCAGGUUUGGUUCCAGAACCGAAGGGCCAAGUUCCGGCGCAACGAGCGGGCCAUGCUGGCCAACCGGUCGGCCUCCCUCCUCAAGUCCUACAACCAAGACGCAGCCAUAGAGCAGCCCAUGGCUCCCCGGCCCACCACCCUCGGCCCUGACUAUCUUUCCUGGUCCACCAACUCUCCAUACAGCAACACGGUGCCCUCCUACAGCUCCAGCCCCUCUGCCGCCCCUCCGGCCCAAGGGGUCAACAUGGCCAACAGCAUCGCCAGCCUCCGCCUCAAAGCCAAAGAGUUCAGCCUCCAUCAGAACCAGGUGCCCACCGUGAACUGAGAGAGUGGGGAUGCCCCGGAUCACCAACCCGACACUCCCCGCCCCAAAAAAGACCUCCGACGGACCUUCUGAAACUGCAGAUUUAGCACUCCUUUUCAUGAAACAUCUCUACCAAUUCAUUUGGGGAUAUUUGCAACUUUUUCCGGCCCUACUUUGGAACUAGGGAGCAGGAGUUCUCCCAUUUUCAGCCUCUGGACAUUUUAGACUACAACUCCCAGCAUUCUUGGCCAGGGCAGAAUUCUAAGUGCCACACCACUCUAAGAAUCCCAGGAUUGUGAUCACACAGCAAGCUCUUCUUUAUGGGGUUUCCCAUCCACGAUGAUGGCGCCAAA
This is a messenger RNA of Anolis sagrei ordinatus, 1554 nucleotides long. NCBI's taxonomy places the organism in Eukaryota, Metazoa, Chordata, Lepidosauria, Squamata, Anolidae. The record is from RefSeq and is a predicted model, not a curated record.